CAUCAUUCAUUGUAAUCACUCAUUCUUUAGAAGUUAUUUCUGUUGUCCCUUCAGAAACAUCUUUCUUACAAGGUUUGAGAGUAAUGAUGUUAGGUUUCUUAUUUCAGGUACGGCAUUUUCUUAGAUAUUUAGAGACUCAACUAAUCUGACCAAAUUUCCUAUGACUCCAGUUCUUCAAUGAAAACUUCUGAUGAUGCAAACCUCCACUAUUCGAAAGACGAAUUCUCGCCUCUGGUCGAUAUUUAUUAUCAUACUCUUCUUCUGCGAUGUGAACUUCAUAAAUGGAUAUUUGGUUUUCGGAUUUUCUUUUUCUCUCUGAAACGCAUGAAUCUUUUCUCAUAAUGAACUGGUUUCCUAAUGACUCCAUAAACUGACCAAUUUCUCUCUUCUUAAUGCUUCCCUUAUCAUUCAUUAGUAAGCCUGUGUGUCACUUCCUGGUAGGACUAACAAGAUUUCAUACAGCUGGGGACUCAUCUGGGAUAUCCCAGAGGUCAUCAUCCUCGUCUUUGCUCUAAAAAGACAUAUAAGUUCCUCA
Moneuplotes crassus is the source of this 535-nucleotide messenger RNA. NCBI's taxonomy places the organism in Eukaryota, Ciliophora, Spirotrichea, Euplotida, Euplotidae. The record is from the annotation of a GenBank genome assembly.